GUGGGCUCAGCAGAUCAAGAUGGCGGACAAAUUCAAAAAUUGUGAAGAGCCGCAUAUUUACGCACUCCUCUACCUGUAUGGCGAUAAAUUAUUGAUUACUUGAGUUUUAACAGUUCUGUGGCACUCAAUAUAUUGACCACAAUAUGGUGAUUUUUUUCGACUUUUCCCUUCGUUCAUCACGGGUACUUUCACCUAGAAAUGCUCGACUUUAAGACUCGAAAAGUUUAGUCUUAUUUUAUUUCUUGUGAUAAUUGUUGUGGUUAUGAGCGCGGCAAGCUACCCGAGUUGCCGUGGAUUUCUCAGUUUGAUCUUUUAUCUUGCUCUCGCAACACUGACAAUAUGUUGUCACGGCAAGCCAGUGCGCUUGUCUACCGCUUGGCGGGAUGAAAUUUCGCAAAAAGCUUCAGAGUACGCCGAGCAUGUAGCUUUGCCAUUUCUUGUUUCUCAAAUGACUGCCCUUAAGAUCCCAGGACUCAAGGGAUCGGUUAAAACACCACUGGGGAUGGUACUCUAUGACUUGGAUAAAGUAAAACUAAAUAAUGUGAACAUUCCAAAAGCUAAUUUGACUCUUGAGUCAGACAAUGAGCUAAGGAUGAUAGCCAAAGAUGCUUCUCUACAUGUGAAUGCAAACUGGGCAUAUAGAGAACAGCCAUGGCCUCAUAUAUCUGAUUCUGGGACCUGUGAUAUAUCUGUUGGAGGACUUUCUCUUGGGAUGCUAUUUGACAUCAGCACUGACAUCCCCAAGAAGAAAAGUUCCAUGCAUGUUAAGAAUUGCAAUUUGAAUGUUGGAAAGCUGAGCGUCAAGUUCCAUGGUGGGGCAAGUUGGUUGUAUAACCUUUUCUCAAAGGAGAUCGAAAGAGAACUGAGGUCCAGCCUUGGGGAUAAGGUUUGUAAGUCUGCUGAACAGCUCAUUGACUCGAAAGCAAACAAAGCGCUGGAUGCGUUAGCUGGCAUGAUCAAGGGUUUUGAAGGAGGGACCUAAUCCACAGGAUGACUUGGGGGUCACCUAUUAGCUAGAAAUACCAAAAUGAUGUCUUAGGCUUUGUCUUCUUUGUAGCCAUCUAUAUUUGUCAGUCGCAAAAGAAAAUACAUGGACAAGGAAUAAACUAAACUAAACUAAAAUAAACAAAAAAAAAGACAAAAAAGUAUUUUUCUACUUCUAUUUUUUUCUUUUUCUUUACCCAUGUACAGUACAAUAUACUGAAGGAAUGUAUGUGCUACUCAGAGAAAAGAAAAGUACAGAAUAUUGUAAUCCCCCUGCUUUGCUAUUUUUAAGUAAAACAUUCAAUGUCGGAGACUCUUUUGUAAGACUACAGAAAACAAAGUAAGAAUUAAACUAAAAAAUAUG
Nematostella vectensis (starlet sea anemone) is the source of this 1348-nucleotide messenger RNA. RefSeq lists its product as uncharacterized. The transcript is spliced from 7 exons. Gene Ontology annotation, molecular function: lipid binding. The coding region runs from base 263 to 982 and encodes 239 amino acids. The record is from RefSeq and is a predicted model, not a curated record. NCBI's taxonomy places the organism in Eukaryota, Metazoa, Cnidaria, Anthozoa, Actiniaria, Edwardsiidae.